AUGUUGGAGGAUAACCCGUGUGCUGGCCCGGAACUCGACACAUCUGGCCUGAAGUGGGUGCAGAAUGGAAUUUGGGGUCUGGAGCCUCGAUGGGCGGUCGAACCGGAUGCCGAGGCCGUUCGACAGACGACCGCGUCCUCCCUGGACUUGGGAGCUGUCGGCUCUACCAUCGAAUUUCUAGCCCAGGGCGGAUUCAACAAGGUGUACGUCGUCUCAUUUCCGGAAACGCAACAGGAAGUCAUCGCCCGUGUGGCACUUCCGGUGCACCCCAGGUGGAAAACCCUCAGCGAGGUCGCCACGUUGAGAUGGGCGCGCGACAACACGAGUCUGCCGGUGCCGGAAGUGCUCUCGUACCAGGCGGACAGGGCCAGCGCCGUCGGGUUUGAAUGGAUCGUCAUGUCCCAGAUGGCUGGUAAUUCACUACGGGAUCGAUGGAGAGACGUCUCGUUUCCCGCCAAGGAGGCGAUUGUUCGGCAGUUGGCCGCGUUCUGCGCGGAGACCUUCAACCACCAAUUUCGGGGAAUUGGCAACCUCUACUCAGAGGAUAUAGGUCCCGUCCCUGCCAGCAGCACGAGCAUGAGCAGCAUCUCAGUCAAAGAUCAAGGCCCCUUCUGCGUCCGGCGCAUUGUUUCCGGAGAAUUUAUGUACAGUACACGCAUUCAUGCCCAGGUCCCCCGUGGUCCUUUCCGAUCGAGCAGGGAGUGGCUUCUGGCUCGGCUCUCCAUGGCCGAGUUAUCUUGCCGCGAGCAGCUGAGCCGCAUCACAAAAACAACUCCAGAGACAAAAGGGCCAGGCAAUGACGGCGAUGAUAACAACGAUGGCCAGCCGGGCGAAAGGAAGGGUGUAAGCAAUCCCACCGAGGGUGACGGGAGCAACAAGGAAGAUGAAAACGAGAACGAGAAUGAGGACGACGAUGGGAAGGAGGAUGAGAACGAAAGCGUGGACGAAGACGACCUCGAAGAUCUUCAAAACACCUUGGAUAUUAUCACACGCCUCCGGCUACAGCUAGACAACUUCUUCCCUCCACCCGAUCUCAGCGCCGAAACGGAACUCGAGCGGACCAUGAUUCAUCAUGACGAUCUCACGGGGGGGAAUAUUCUCGUCGAUGACGUCGGCAAUCUGACAGCCGUCCUCGACUGGGAAGGCAUUUCGGUUGUACCGCUUUGGUCCGCCUGCGAUUUCCCUCCUCUCUUAGAGGGGAAGCACCGCGACAUCGAGCCAGUCAUGGCUAAGUAUCAACAUGAUGAGGAGGGAAAGGCGAAUGAGCUCUUCUGGGAGCACCUUCAGGACUACGAGCUGACCCAGCUCCGGCGCGCCUUCCUCGCCGAAAUGAAGACGCUACAGCCAGAGUGGGUGGCCAUCUUCGAGUCAAGCAAGCGACAGAUGGAUUUCAGUUUCGCCCUCGCUUGCUCCGACGACGGAUUCACGACCGGGCGCAUACAGGAAUGGCUUGACGAUCUCGAAAAGGGAGAGCCCGGAUUCGAGGGUUUACUAGAGCGAAUCGAGAAUACGCAGCGACGGAUGGAUGGAUAUGAUUAG
Dichotomopilus funicola is the source of this 1539-nucleotide messenger RNA. RefSeq names its product phosphotransferase enzyme family-domain-containing protein. The coding region runs from base 1 to 1539 and encodes 512 amino acids. The transcript has a single exon. The record is from RefSeq and is a predicted model, not a curated record. NCBI's taxonomy places the organism in Eukaryota, Fungi, Ascomycota, Sordariomycetes, Sordariales, Chaetomiaceae.